Dipodomys spectabilis (banner-tailed kangaroo rat) is the source of this 3259-nucleotide messenger RNA. It is a transcript of the gene Cast, whose product is annotated as calpastatin. Gene Ontology annotation, cellular component: cytoplasm. The transcript has 33 exons. Bases 93 to 2504 code for a protein of 803 amino acids. NCBI's taxonomy places the organism in Eukaryota, Metazoa, Chordata, Mammalia, Rodentia, Heteromyidae. Gene Ontology annotation, molecular function: calcium-dependent cysteine-type endopeptidase inhibitor activity. The record is from RefSeq and is a predicted model, not a curated record.
CGAGCACCUGAGAGUGUGAGCCCCACGUCCGCAGCACCGCGACCCGCUCUGGGUCCUUCGCCUACGCGGCUCAGAACAAGCCGGUGGUCGUGAUGGCGUUUGCAAGCUGGUGGUACAAGACGCAUGUCAAUGAAAAAAGCAGUGGAUCAUCUUCUAAACAAGGAGAAAAGAAAGGAUCGGAUGAGAAAAAAGCAUCGAACUUGGGGAGCAGUCACCCCUCCAGAGCUCAUGCCAGUGGAGCAGCCUCAGACACCAAGGUAUCAGCCUCCUCAGGUGCAACUGCCAAGACUUCCAGUAUGAAUACCACAGAAAGCCAGUGCAAGUGUCAGCCAACUUCAGGUGUCAUGAAACAUCAAAUCACAAGAAUUCCUAGCAGUCCGGCAAGCAGCAAACAGAUGGAAGGACUACAUCCUCCUAACAAGAAAAGACACAAAAAACAGGUUGCAAAAACACAACCUGAGAAGUCACAAUCACCUGAGAAGUCACAAUCAACUAAGCCCUCUGUGGUCCAUGAGAAAAAAUCCCAAGAAGGAAAGCCAAAGGAACACACAGAGCCAAAAAGCCUCCCUAAGCAUGUACCAGAUGCAGGAAGCAAGCAAGCACAUAAAGAAAAAGCAGUUUCCAAAGCAAAUGAGAAGCUUACAUCAGAGAAAUCAACAGAACCAAAGUCACAGGUGAAAUCACAAGACCAUGUUUCUGCUGGGGGAGAAACUAUUGUUGCUGGUGUAUCUGCAGCACCAGUCAAAGCAGAUGAUAAGAAAAAAGAAAAGAAAUCAUUAACUCCUGAAGUGCCAGUCAACUCCAAACCGGAUAAACCAGGAAAGUCAGGCCUGGAUGCUGCUUUGGAUGACCUAAUAGACACUUUAGGAGAACCUGAAGAAACUAAUGAAAACAAUACACCAUAUACUGGGCCAGUAGUUUCGGAUCCAAUGUUUUCGACCAACAUUGAAGAACUGGGUAAAAGAGAAGUCACAAUUCCUCCCAAAUAUAGGGAACUUUUGGCUAAAAAGGAAGGGAUCACUGGGCCUCCUCCAGACUCUCCGAAAUCUAUGGGGCCAGAUGAUGCCAUAGAUGCCUUGUCAUCUGAUUUCACCUGUAGUUCUCCUACCACUGAAGGAAAGAAAACUGAGUCAGAGAAAUCCACAGGAGAGGUUUUAAAAGCUCAAUCAGCUGGGGUAGUCAGAAGUACUGCUCCACCCCAGGAAAAGAAAAGAAGGGUGGAAGAGGAUGCCAUGAGUGAUCAAGCACUUGAGGCUCUGUCAGCUUCACUGGGUACCCGGAAAUCAGACCCUGAGAUCGACCUCAGCUCCAUUAAGGAAGUUGAUGAGGCAAAAGCUAAAGAAGAAAAACUAGAAAAGUGCGGUGAGGAUGAUGAGACAGUCCCAUCUGAGUACAGACUAAAACCCGUCACGGAUGAAGAUGGAAAACCACUAUUGCCAGAGCCUGAAGAAAAAUCCAAGCCCCGGAGUGAAUCAGAACUCAUUGAUGAACUUGCAGAAGAUUUUGACCAGUCGAAAAGUAAAGAAAAGCAAUCUGAGCCAACUGAAAAAACAGAAAAAUCUAAAGUCACUGCCCCAGUUCCUGUGGCAGAGCCUGUGUCACGGACCUCCAUGUGUAGCAUACAGUCAACACCACCCAAGACCACAUCCUUGGAGGACAUGGCACCCAAUGAUGCUGUAGAAGCCUUGGCUGGCAGCCUGGGGAAAAGGCAAGCAGAUCCAGAAGAUGCAAAGCCUGAAGUGGAUAAAGUCAAGGAGAAAGCCAAAGAAGAAGACCGGGAAAAGCUUGGUGAAAAAGAAGAAACAAUUCCUCCUGAUUAUAGGCUAGAAGAGGUCAAGGAUAAAGAUGGAAAACCAUUCCUGCCUAAAGAUCCCAAGAAGCAGUUUUCGGCCCUGAGUGAUGACUUCCUUGUUAAUGCGUUGUCCGAGGAUUUCUAUGGUUCUCCAGACGCUUCCUCUCUUAAAUUGGAUGAUGCUAAACUUUCUGCUGUCAUGUCUGAAGUGGUUUCCCAAACCCAAGCUCCUACCACCCAAACUGCAGCUCUGCCCCCAAACACCACGCAGAGAGACAAAGAACUUGAUGAUGCUUUGGAUAAACUUUCUGACCGUCUCGGGCAAAGAAAGCCUGACCCUGAUGCUAACAAACCAAUGGAAGAUAAAGUAAAGGAGAAAGCUAAAGCAGAACACCGAGACAAGCUGGGAGAAAGAGAUGACACUAUCCCACCGGACUAUAGACAUCUCCUGGACAAUGAUGGACAGGACAAACCAGCCAGCCCAGCUACAAAGAAAUCAAAGAAACCUGAAGACGACCAAGACCCCAUUGAUGCCCUCUCAGGAGACCUGGACAGCUGUCCAACUCCAGAAACCUCACAGAACACAGCAAAGGAUAAGACCAAGAAGACCGCCUCCAGUUCCAAAAUUCCUAAGAACGGAGGUAAAGCAAAGGAUUCUACACAGAGAACAAAGGAAAUUUCCAAGCCAGAUGGUGAAGGAAAAACAAGCUAAAAUUUACAAUUCGGUAUCUGCAUCUAAAACCUUCACCUGGUGGAUGGUGACUUGGAAGAACAAAGGAUUUCAGCAAUAGACAAAUUUUCUGGGUGGCUUCUUGAUGGUGGUCUUUCUUAAGCCUUUUGACAUCGUACGCAUUGAUUUGUUAUUCUUUUCCAGAAAGAAAAUGAAUUUGUCUGUUUCACCUGUGUUAUUGAUUGUUGGUAAACUUUGAAUUUUUUACAAAUUGCCUUUAGUUAGGAGAGAAAGGAAGCUUUAUAUUUGUUAGAGAAGUAUAUUUGAUAAAGUUUCUUAAAGCACCACCAAAAGAAAAAUUUAAAACUAGAAAGAAAACUUUGCAAACUUUUGCACAUUUUACACACAGUGCCUGUUAAAUCUCAUUAGUAUUUUCAGUUUACACAGCAUUUUUUUAGCAUUUGGAAAAUAAUGCUUUAAAUAUUUGUCAGUGCUCAGAUUCCUUUUAUUCCCUUUCUUCCUGAGUUUUUGAGCUAUAUUUGAUGUUUCUUUGGGUUAAUGUUCAUAAGUCAACCCUAAAGUAUUGUAUAUUGGGCAUAUAUCUUCUCUUGGGCUGAUAAUAAUAAAUUAAUAAUAAUGUGGAAAAAACAGAAGAACAGAAAACACCAGUCUCCAUUUUUCAUUGGAGUUUUUCUUUGCCAGGGGUGAGACUUUUGUACCAUAUAGUCAGAUGAAAAAUUGACUUGUUAAGUCAGAACAGCAAAAUACAGGCUAGCAAAAGCACUGGAUAGCAAGUC